AUGGCGGAGGCGGUCGCCGUGGUGCGCGCGAAGAGGGCCGCGGAGGUGGCGGCAGGGGCGCACGGCGAGGCGGAGGCGCAGUUUCCGCGGUCGAUAAGUUUGCUGGAGGAGAAAUUCGACGCGUACGAGCAAGCCAACCUCCUGAUAUUCCGAUCCAAGUCCGACGGCGCGCCUAGCAGCAGCACGCGCGACUCGGGUCCCCUCGACACUCCCGACAGCAGCAUCGUCCCGACGAAUGCGGAGCUCGUGACACGUGGCGCGCGCACGUCGCUGAGACUGCCCGACUCCGCUACGGGGGGGGAGGAGGUCCCUGCAGAAGAGGAUGCGGAGGCGGGGGGAACAUGGGGAGGCGGAGCGGGCGGAGGGGAUGGCGCAGGGGGGAACGCUUCGUUCCGCGAGGGUUCGGGGAACGAGCGGGCGGGACCCAGCAGCAGUGGUCGUGACGCGGAAGACGAGAGGGGACUGGGUGCCUCUUCCCGCGCAUGCCCGCCGAAAAGCACGCGGGGUAGCUGCAGGGAGCACACAGGCGGGAAGGGGAAGGGCAGCAGCAGGGAGACACGGAGCAGCGGGGCAGGGGACGGCGGCGGGAAUGGGCGCGCGGAGGGCGGAGGGGAUGCACUCGGGGAAGGGCACGCUGGGGGGGCGGGAGGGUCGGGGGGGAAGAGCAUAGGGAGAGGGGGAGCAGAGGAGGGUGUGAGUGCUCCGCUGAUGCGCGUUCUGUCGGAGGAUUUUGGGCGGAGUGGGGCAGCUUGUCCGCACGUGGAGAGCGGCGUGCUGCAUGACGCAGAGGUGGAUGAGAUGGACUGCGAGGUGCUGCAAGAGGCCUUCACACGCGUGCUGGCGCUGCAGAAGCGAGUGCUGCACUACCGUGACCUGGGGGGCUUCGUGCUGCUCAUGGUGCUCUUCAUCACCAUCCUCUACCUGCAGGCUGAUUCCUCCCGCAGCUAUGACAUCACUGCUGCCCACUCCGUGCUCUACCCGCCUGACGCCACCAACACCUUUGCGGGCGCAGACGAUUUCUACCAGUGGCUCAACAAUAGCAUCAUACAAACCCUCUGGGCGGACUUCACGUGUGGCGAUGGCACGUGCAACCGCCCCUUCCAGUACCCCGCGUUCGGCCGCUUUGGCUGCGAGGCGGACUGCGGCACGUUCCCCAACCUCACCUCCGUGGUCGUGCACCUCUCCUCGCAGCUGCACACGCAGCAGGCGGCCGAGCAGUCCUCCUGGAACCUCUGCAUGGAUGAUGGCAGUGCGGUGGAUGCGAGUGGGACUGACAUCUGUCGCGAUGUGAGUGGCCGACUGGUGCUUGCUUAUUGGUUUGAUGCAUCUGAAAUGUUUGAACCGGCAGGUGUUGAUGGUGUGGUUGUUGCGUGUGUGCGGCUUGCCACAUGUCUGCCAGAAGCGUGUGGCCGCACAUUCACAGAGAGGGAGGUGGCAGGGGCGUUUGUGGACUGUGCGCGCAUGUGCAUCGUCGCACCCGCCGCCAUCGCUCCCUAUGAAUCUGCCUCCUGCCCCAUCGCAGAGAUAGCCACCAUAUUCCCCAACACCCCCUGCAACACCUCAGCCUCCAACACCUCUCGCUUCCCCCGCCGGAAGGUACUGCUCCUCUUUCCACUCCUUGCUGUCUCUUUCCACUCCGUGCUGUCUCUUUCCACUCCUUGCUGUCUCUUUCCACUCCUUGCUGUCUCUUUCCACUCCGUGCUGUCUCUUUCCACUCCUUGCUGUCUCUUUCCACUCCUUGCUGUCUCUUUCCACUCCUUGCUGUCUCUUUCCACUCCUUGCUGUCUCUUUCCACUCCUUGCUGUCUCUUUCCACUCCUUGCUGUCUCUUUCCACUCCUUGCUGUCUCUUUCCACUCCUUGCUGUCUCUUUCCACUCCUUGCUGUCUCUUUCCACUCCUUGCUGUCUCUUUCCACUCCUUGCUGUCUCUUUCCACUCCUUGCUGUCUCUUUCCACUCCUUGCUGUCUCUUUCCACUCCUUGCUGUCUCUUUCCACUCCUUGCUGUCUCUUUCCACUCCUUGCUGUCUCUUUCCACUCCUUGCUGUCUCUUUCCACUCCUUGCUGUCUCUUUCCACUCCUUGCUGUCUCUUUCCACUCCUUGCUGUCUCUUUCCACUCCUUGCUGUCUCUUUCCACUCCUUGCUGUCUCUUUCCACUCCUUGCUGUCUCUUUCCACUCCUUGCUGUCUCUUUCCACUCCUUGCUGUCUCUUUCCACUCCUUGCUGUCUCUUUCCACUCCUUGCUGUCUCUUUCCACUCCUUGCUGUCUCUUUCCACUCCUUGCUGUCUCUUUCCACUCCUUGCUGUCUCUUUCCACUCCUUGCUGUCUCUUUCCACUCCUUGCUGUCUCUUUCCACUCCUUGCUGUCUCUUUCCACUCCUUGCUGUCUCUUUCCACUCCUUGCUGUCUCUUUCCACUCCUUGCUGUCUCUUUCCACUCCUUGCUGUCUCUUUCCACUCCUUGCUGUCUCUUUCCACUCCUUGCUGUCUCUUUCCACUCCUUGCUGUCUCUUUCCACUCCUUGCUGUCUCUUUCCACUCCUUGCUGUCUCUUUCCACUCCUUGCUGUCUCUUUCCACUCCUUGCUGUCUCUUUCCACUCCUUGCUGUCUCUUUCCACUCCUUGCUGUCUCUUUCCACUCCUUGCUGUCUCUUUCCACUCCUUGCUGUCUCUUUCCACUCCUUGCUGUCUCUUUCCACUCCUUGCUGUCUCUUUCCACUCCUUGCUGUCUCUUUCCACUCCUUGCUGUCUCUUUCCACUCCUUGCUGUCUCUUUCCACUCCUUGCUGUCUCUUUCCACUCCUUGCUGUCUCUUUCCACUCCUUGCUGUCUCUUCCCCCUCCUUGCUGUCUCUUCCCCCUCCUUGCUGUCUCUUCCCCCUCCUUGCUGUCUCUUCUCCCUCCAUGCUGCUGUUCCAUCCAUCUAUUGUCGCCAUUCCUGCUGCUAUCUCUGCUUCUCCUUCGCCCGUCCCCCCUUGUCACACAUCUACCCGCAUCAGCUGCAGUUGUGCUGCACUCUCUGCAUUGUCGUUCUCACGAGCACUUUUCACCAUGGCCAAAGACAGAUGCCUGGCAGGGCGGGCCCCUGGGAGCAUGGCAAGGCACUUAGAGGGAGGCGCAGGCAGCGUGCGGGCAGGCAUCGUGGCCUCCCUGUGCACGGCACUGGGAGGGCCUGUUGCAACCAUGGAGGAGUGCCAGUUGCGGGACGAGACGGGGCAGCAGAUGGCGACAGUAGGGGAGAUGUAUGCGUACCUGCACCGCACGCAUGUGCGCGGCGGGCGGGUGAUCUCGGCGCAGCACAUGCGGCGGUUUGUGCAGACGGUGGUGGCGGCGCUGCGGUCGGUGACGGGGCUGGACGAGGCGUCGUGUGCGCGCGUCACCACGCUGCUGCAUGGGUUCGAUGAUGCCAUUGUCACGUCUGAUGCAGUUGGCAUUACCUUGUGUCCCACACCUACCAUUGCUGUGCCGCCCACCACCACCACCACCACCACCACCACCACCACCACCACCACCACCACCACCACCACCACCACCACCACCACCACCACCACCACCACCACCGCCGCCGCCGCCGCCGCCGCCGCCGCCGCCACCGCUGCCACCACCGCUGCUGCCGCCGCCGCCGCCUCCACCACCACCGCCACCACCACCAUCCCCGCUCUUCCCCCAUCGCCGCUGCUGCUGCCACGGUUGGCGAACGGGGUGUGCGAUGCGGCAUGCAACACGCGUGCAUGCGCCUUUGACGGUGGCGACUGUGCGUGUGUCGACCCGCUCUUUGGCCCCGGCAUCUGUGCCUGCCCGCCCGCCCACACACGCCGAGAUGAUGGUUCAUGCUGUCUGUCCACAGCAGUGGGCACCAACCUCAACUUUCCCUUCUCGCUGCAGCGAUACGGCCCCAACUACACCGAAACCAACCAUGCCUUCGCUGCUGAGAGAGACACCGCUGUCCAUCGCUUUGUCUCGCAUCGCAACCGGCUUUUGAUAGGUAUGGUGCUGCAGCAGGACAGAGUGAGCACGCAGGUCUGCACAGGAGAAGGGGUGCUACACCUGGGCGGCUGGUGCAGCAGCGGCCCAUCCAGGGACCCCUUUGGCGUGAACCCGCACUUCCUGGCCACCUCGUCCCUCUACGACACCGCUGCCACCGCCAACAUGAGCCAGCUCGACAACAGCACCUUCGGCUCCAAGCUGCUAUUCAACCCACAGGGCCUCCCCUACGGGUUCAUCUACCCUGUGGACGCGCUGCCGCGCUUCCCUCUGGUGUUUGACAUCAACCUGGACAACGAGGCGGCCACAAGGCGCUUGCAGUACCUGGUGGAAGGCGGCUACAUUGACAACAGCACACGCACCAUCGACGUCAGCUUCAUCACCGUCAAUGGCGAGGCACGCACGUUCGUGCUCACGACAGUGACAUGCGACGUGAACACGGGCGGGCAGAUCGGCGUGACGAUCAAGUCGCAGCCAGCAGCGAUGCACAUGUACGGCGGCGGGGGCGGAGGCACAUCCCCCGCCAACACCACGCGGCUCAUCCUGGAAAUAUUCUACGUGCUGGGGCUGCUGUGGAACGUGUACGGCGAGGCGUGUGAGAUGAUGGACCAUGUGCGCAUGGAGGGCACGGUACUCGGGUACUUUGGCCUCGUGUGGAACUGGGUGGAUCUCUUCUCGCUCGCACUGCAGUUCACCGCCAUUGCCAUCUGGAUAGUGCUGUGGAGAGCAGUGGAAUCAUUCGACAUGCAGCCACGCUACAACAUCUACUACUCGCUACUCGAGAUGCCGCGCUACUGGGCCGUGCCCAAUCCGCCUACAGGGUUCAUGCUGGCGGGGCAGGCAUUCCUAGACCUGCGCUACAUCAUCAACGUGCGCGCCGUGUACUUUGCAAUGCAGGGCAUCAACCUGUUCCUAAUGAUGGUGCGUCUGCUCAAGUUCAUGGACUUCCAGCCAUACCUUGGCGUCAUCACCCGCUCGCUCGCCCUCGCCACGCCCUCGCUGCUGCACUUCUUCCUGCUCUCAUUUGCGGUCUUCUUCUGCUUCAGCAUGUAUGCCUACCUCGUCUUUGGAGGCGCACUCGAGCAGUUCUCCACAAUCCUCACCUCCAUGUUCUCCUGCUUCCUGCUGCUCCUCAACGACAACUCCUCAGCCUACUUUUUCCAGCGCCUCGAGUCCUGGGACCUCAUAGCCGCCAUGCUAUUCUUCUUCAUGUUCAUCGUGCUCAUGGUCUUCAUUCUCCUCAACUUCCUCAUCGCCAUCAUCGUCGAUGCCUUCAUGAGCGUCAAGGACAGCAACGUUGUUGCCACGGCUAUCACCUCGGACAUCGCGCACAUUGUCAAGUACAAGUGGAAGUGCUGGUGCGGCCGCUACAUGCCGUACUCGCGCCUGCUGGAGCAGCUCGUUAGCCUCGGUGCCAAGGACACGCGUGUGGACGAGGCGGACCGUCGGAUGCGCCGCUUCAAGUCGAUCCAACGGCGGGUGGGGUCUGUGAUCUCCAAGCAGAUUGGCAGCGGCCACAGCAGCGCCUCCUCGUCUCACUUCACACGUGCAGCCGACUCGCACCCCGCCUUCCCCGCGGCGGCUGUGCCUCGGGUGCGGAAGCAGCACGUGCUGACUGUGAAGGACAAGCGCAUCGAUGAAAUCUCCCUCUCCAUCAUCCUGCAGCGCCGCCUCGACCGCGAGCUCAGCACUUGCAUCGCACAGCCCACCACAGCAACCCUGCUCUCGAGGCAGCUCCAUUCUCCCCUUGCAAACUUCAUCUCGUCAUCUCGUUCUUUCCACGCCAUUCUCCCCCUUCAUCACACGCCAUCUCCCAUACCUCUCUCCGCUCCCUUCCACUCUCUCCCUUCUCACCUCCUCCCUCCUGCUCUCUCCCGCCCCUCUCCCCAUCGCCCCGCAGCGAUCGCACGGGCACCACCAGUCAGGCGCCAGGAAGCCAUCGGGCCCCUUGUGCUCGGCCGUGGCAUGCUCGACCGUGUGCGGGGGCGCACACGACACGGGCAUGGAUGCGCUAUCGCAGGCGCUCGUGCUGCAGUGCGGGGAGGUGGUAAAGCAGUCCGCACUGCCAGUCAAGAAGCCCGUGCAGAAACUCAGCCUCGCGCACAUCCAGGAGGAGGUGGUGCGGAGCCAGCAGGCAGUGGAGGAGGUGAGGGGCAUGGUGAUGGAGCUGCAGAGCGAGCAUCCAUGGCGCGUCCCUCCAUGCGAGCAUCACCACCCCAGUCUUCCCCCACACAUUCCACACUCAGGCAGCGGUCGCCUGAGCACGGGCUGGGCCAGAAAAGGCUGAGCGCAGAGAGCAGGGAUGAAGGGGACGAUGGCCUGACGGGAGUUGAGGGGGCGGCUGGGGAUUUGCAGCAGCAGGCAGUAGGUACUGGUAGUUCAGGUGGUGCAAGGAUAGGUAGGAGCUUGUCUGGCAAGCGGGGGUCGGGUAGACGGGUCUCGUUCCGUGACGGCACGAUGGAUGAUGAGGAGGAUGCUUUGAAUAGAAAGGAAACACAGCAGCAACAGUCGUUAAUAGAGAAGGCUAAAUAUUACUAG
Closterium sp. Yama58-4 is the source of this 6516-nucleotide messenger RNA. Lineage: Eukaryota; Viridiplantae; Streptophyta; Zygnematophyceae; Desmidiales; Closteriaceae. The record is from the annotation of a GenBank genome assembly.